Ostertagia ostertagi is the source of this 2457-nucleotide messenger RNA. The record is from the annotation of a GenBank genome assembly. NCBI's taxonomy places the organism in Eukaryota, Metazoa, Nematoda, Chromadorea, Rhabditida, Trichostrongylidae.
AUGUCCCUGUUCAAUAUUGGCGCGGCUGAGGAAGGUGUAGCAGCAAAAUCUCUGGACACUACUCAAAAGGAAACACUAGCGUCAAAAAUGAGUGUAGAGCAGGAGCAGGACGUGCUCACCGCUAUCCUUGCGGCAUCUGACAAGGAGACUUUGAGGACGCGCCCCAAGACACCCUGCCCAAUCAGUUCGUCCAGAUUUCCGCCUAGGUCUGCUUCCUUACUUGAAGAAGCUGCUUUAAAGGGAAGCUUUCUCAAGGCGUCUGACAAAAAGGCAAGAAAGCACAUAUGGGUGGACAAACAAGACAGUCCAAAGUCUAGCCGAGGAAUUGUUAUAACUCCUCGAAGGACAGAAGAAGAGUCAGGUGAGAAGAGCAUCUACACAGCGGUCAGCUCGGCAGGGCAAAGUAGUGCAUCCAGUAAAUCUGAUCGAAAGGAGCGUCUGAUGCCAGAAAUCCACCCAGUCUAUGGGGAACAGCAGGGACACCCAACAAAAGAUGUCGUGUUCACACCACCGGAUAGUGACAGUAAUAGGGUGAGGUCCGAAGUCAUGACAGCCACAGGUCGCCGCGAGCGAGUAUGUGAGGAAAUCACCAGCAGUCCUCUAAAGAAGCGCAAGGAAAUGCCAGAACUGAAAAUUCUCCCGGUGAGCAACCACCGGGAACAAGUGGGGCAAUGUACGGCACCGGUGCUACCUGCGACAAAACAGGAUGAAAUUAAAGCUGACAACGAGGGCGAAACGAGAGUGGAGCUUCCCGAGAAGGCGACUGAAACAAAAGUUGCAGCACCACAGGAAACCGAUAAGGCGGCCUUGGAGCAGCUCAUUCAAAAGUCGUUGCUGAUACCUAAAAAGGUCCAACAAAAGCAGCAGGUCCAUUCUGCUGUCCUGGUUGACAAAGCAAAAGAGCGACUAGUGCAAGAAAUAACGAGCAGCUCUCACAGUACUACUGACAGCAGGACGGAGCCAGAAGUUCUUGGACCGAAAAAAGAAGUUGUGACAAGCGGACCAAAGACGGAUCAGGCUACUCAAAAGAUAGAAGAGCUCGACCUCAACCGACAACAACAAGCCCAAGGAUCAGUGUUGGUUCCUGGAAAGAUCGAAGAAAGGCAGCAGAGCCAGCAUUCUGUACUAUUCAAUGAAGAAAAACCACCGUCGGUGGGGGAACUCCUCAGUAGUCUUCAGAAUAAUAUAGAAAGCAAGACAGAGCCUGAAGUUCUCGGUGCCAGCUGUGCUCAAGAAUCAGAACAUUUGGUAACAGCUAGGCCUCUGUUGAUGAAAAAAGUGUCAAAGGCAGCCCCGAUUGCUCAAAUUGUCCCGGCAGUACCUCAAGUGAAAACGGAGCCUGGCAUUAGCCUAGAACAGCCCACCCAAAUGUCAGCAUUAGUCCCUGGAAAGGUUAACGAGACGCGGCAGGACCAACGUGCUGUUUUGGUUAGCAAAGAAAGGGAGCAAUCAGUGAAGGAAAUGUCCAGCAGUUCCCACAGCAGUUUGGACAGUAGAGGUCAAGAAAGCGCCCUGCUUGGCCGAGGAGAGCUCAGUCAGACGGCAAGAGGUGCUGAGGAAAUUCAGCAGGAGAACUUGAUUGAAGAAGCUGUUCCAAUGGCGACUACCCCUCGCACCCCUCAUCAACGCAUCGUGAUCACCCCAACGUCAGGUGAAGAAAUGCGGGAACAAGGACAAUUAGGAUUUGUCAGCCAAAACUCGAUCUCGGCAAUGUCAGUGAGUGGGACUCCUCAGAGGUUCGUUGGAGAAUCGCCUGCAGUUAGCGAUCGACAAACUCAAUCUGUGCAUGUAGCGGUGGAAACUCCAAAAAGCCGGGUGGGACAUGAACCGUUCCUAAUCAGCGACAGUUCGGAGCACCAACAUGAAAGUGAUUUAGUGGCAGUCAAUAGCCAUCGCGAAAAAUGGUAUCAAAGCGCGAAAGGCACGCCAAGGACUGGAUCGGAGCAGGAAGUCUCAACACCGAAAAGCCGGCGAGCGGAGGAUAGUCAAAAGGUUGUCGGAGCCGAGAGCCCAUAUCCGAAAUCUGCUGAGCACUCGGAAGGGAUUCGCACAGCAGUGGAGAAUCCGAGUCCGAAGCCAGCAGAAUUUUCACUGGCCAGCAUAUUUCCUUCUUUGUUUGGCCAAGGUACAUCAUCUGAUGAAGGUAGUGCUGCUCCCGAUGCUGCUGCCUCCAGACCUCGACCAGUUGCUCAAAGGCCUUCUCCAUUCACGUAUCCUGAGCAACCGGCGAGGCCAAAAGAUCCAAGACGUGAUGUGACUCGAUUCCGAUCCGAGUACGCCAACAAGUUCACCCUCGGUAGCAGGCAUACGGUGGACUUCUUCCGCGGUUCAUACGACGAUGUUCAACGCGAAGCACGAAGUGCCGUGAAACUUAUCGUUGUUUUUAUUCACGAUCCUUCGCUGGAGGUUGGUGUGCAUUCUGUGCAUUUUCGCGCAAUUCGGUUGUUAUAUACAUAA